Messenger RNA from Linum tenue, 195 nucleotides. NCBI's taxonomy places the organism in Eukaryota, Viridiplantae, Streptophyta, Magnoliopsida, Malpighiales, Linaceae. The record is from the annotation of a GenBank genome assembly.
UUCAACGUCGUCCUCUCAACUGCAAAUGUACCAUCGACACCUGCUAAGGGUUCGGAUAAUUCUACCACUGUCGAGCUACUUGACAACCUCCAGUCACCCGGCUCCACGGGACUUAGUGAUAAUGAUGGUUCUGCCUCCACUGGGGUAGGAGAGAACGAGAGUCAGAAGCCAUUGUUGCCUGCAGGUUCACUGUAA